Molecule: messenger RNA, 1908 nt
Organism: Phalacrocorax carbo (great cormorant)
Lineage: Eukaryota; Metazoa; Chordata; Aves; Suliformes; Phalacrocoracidae
Source: RefSeq, a predicted model, not a curated record
CCGCCCUCUCCCGGCAGCCCCCGCGCGCAGGCCCCGCCCACCCCGCUCCGGGUCCGGGUCCGGGUCCGCGUCCGCUCGCGCCGGAGCCCCGCGCUGAGCCCCGCCCGCCGGGACGCCAUGCACGGCCGCCUGAAGACCCGCCCCCCGGACGCCGCCCGCCGCCGCCAGCGGGAGGAGAAGCUCCGCCUCUACCGCUCGGCCAUGGCCACCCUGCUGGAGAAGCGGGCGCGGGGGGAGCUGGAUGCGGAGGUGCUGGCGCUGACGGGCACCGUCCUGGCGGCCAACCCCGACGUGGGAACCUGCUGGAACCUGCGCCGCUGCGCCCUGCCCCCCGCCACCGCCGACUGGGUGCCGGCGGAGCUGGCCUUCGUCGGGGCGUGCCUGGGCGUGAACCCCAAGUCGUACGGGGCGUGGCACCACCGGGGCUGGGUGCUGCGCCACGCCCCCGCGCCCCGCCCCGCCCCCGCCGAGCGCGCCCUCUGCGACCGCCUGCUGGCCGCCGACCCCCGCAACUUCCACGCGUGGGAGCACCGGCGGGCGCUGGCGGCCGAGGAGGACCCCGAGGCCGAGCUGGCCUUCGCCGGGGCCCUGCUCAGCCGCGACUUCUCCAACUUCUCCGCGUGGCACCACCGGGGCCGGCUGCUGGCGCCCGCCCGGGCACCGGGGUCCCCCGCGGGCGGGGCCGGGGCGCUGCCGCCCCCCCGCCUCCGGGAGGAGCUGGAGCUGGUGCAAAACGCCGUCUUCACGGACCCCAAUGACCAGAGUGCCUGGGUCUACCUGCGCUGCAUCCUCUCCCGCGCCUCCCCCCCGCCGAGGAUUCUCUGUCUCUACGUCAACCGGGAGGACGCGACGCUGGCGGUGACCUUCUCCCGGCCUGUCGUGGUCGGAGCGGCGAGGUCAGGUCUGACGGUGACGAUGGAUGGCUCCACCCUGGAAGGGGCGUGGCGCUCGGGGGAGGGGCGGCCACGCCCCAGCCACACCUGGCUCUGUGACCUCCCCUUCCCUGACCUGGCUCCGCCCCCUGCCCGGCCCCGCCUCCACUUCCGGGUCACCUGGGAGCCUGACCCCGCCCACCGUGAGGUGACACUCCUCCCAGAUGAGAACGAGGCAUGGUGGCAGGAGCCAAUCGUAGCCCGGGAGCUCUUCUGGCCCGAGGUGGGCGUGGCCGAGGCGUCGGUGCUGGAGGCGCAGGUGGAGAUGUGCCGGGAGCUGCUGGAGCUGGAGCCCCGCAGCCGGGGCUGCCUGCUGACGCUGGUGCUGCUGCUCUCGGCCCUGGACCCGCUGGCGCACGAGGAGGAGACGCGGCGCUGCCUGCGCGGCCUCCAGGAGGCGGACCCGCUGCGGAGCGGCUUCGUGUCCGACGUGGCCUCGCGGGCGGAGGCGGCCGUGGGCGUGCUGCGGCGGGAGGCGGGGCCUGACGGGGCCGUCUGGCUCCGCCUCCCCAGGAAGGGGCUGACGUCGCUGCCGCUGCUGGAGCACAUGGUGCUGGUGACACACCUCGACCUGGCCGGGAACAGCCUUGGGGGGCUCCCCCCCGCCCUGGGGGGGCUGCGGCGCCUGCAGGUGCUGGACGUGUCCCACAACAAGGUCACGACCCUGCAGGGGCUCCCGCCCCUCCCCCGCCUGGAGGAGCUGCGUCUCGAUGGCAACCCCAUAAGCCACGCCUUGGCCCUGGCCCCAUUGGCCACCUGCCCCCGGCUGGCUCAUCUGCGAUUGGCCGAGACGCCCCUGGCUGCCACGCCUGAGGCCGCCGCCCACCUGGCUCAGCUCCUCCCCCACGUCGAUGUUGCCCUUGUCUGAUUGGCCGGUGCCUGGAGCUCCGCCCACACCGCCCCACUGCUGUUGAUUGCCCCCCAUGGCUUUGCCCCGCCCCUUAAAGGGGGUUUCUAAUAAAGUGAUAUCACAAGG